GGUCCGUGGAGCAGCACGUCACCUGCCUACAAAUGAACAUCGCCGCACGGCCAAACUCGCGUCGCCACUCUCGGAGGCGUUGCGCAUCGCCGCGGCGCUUCCGCUCCACUUCGGACCCUCCUCGCCUCGCCGGGGGGCGACAGCGGAGGCUGCGCACGGCGCGGCGAACGACCCACACUGCGGCGAGGUGAUCGGAUCCCGCGGAGACAUCUGCGAUGCACCGGAGGAUGUCUGCUUGAUCUUUUUUUUUUUUUUUUUUUUUUUUUGGCGUAUAAUCGUUGCAUAAACUCGCCCGCGCCGUGAGACUCCAUCAGCGGCCAUAAAAAAAGGCACUUUAUGGGUCCCAGACACUCGGACCCACGCAGGCUGCAGUGAAUCAAGCCUGGAGCCUCGCUGGAGCACCCGGGGGUGCGUAGACGAAUGCUUCGGGCAUGGUGCCCACGCCCCAGGUGUGCGUCUCCACCCUGGUCACGGUGAGCACCAUGGCGGUGGUGGACCUCUACCUGCUGGAGCAGAGCAUGCUGGGGUCCCGAGGGGUGCCCGGUCCCAGCGUGUGGCAGUGCGUGGCCGUGCUGCUGGGUGACCUGGGCUUCCUGCUGGCGCUGCGCUUCGUGUCGGCCGGGGUGGUGUCCGAGGCGCGCUCGCCGCAGCGGGGCUUUGCCAACGCUCUCUGGUUCCUCUUCCUAUCCCUGCUCCAACUCAAGCUCUUCUUCGUGUGCCACAACUACAGGCAGGAGCGCCGGCCGCCCGACCCGCUGGCCAGGAAGGUCCUGACGCUCCUGCUGUCCAUAUGCCUGCCCUCCCUGUUCCUCAUUCUCACUGGGGCCGACUACAUGACCCCCCAGCGGAGGAAGCAGGAGGUGCGGGGGCGGCUCCUGUGGGUAGUGGUGGACCUCCUGGAUGUGCUAGAUCUGCAAGCCGGCCUGUGGGAGGCCCAAGGAGGGGCUAUAGAGCAAAAGCUGCCAAUCUGGGCGGAGGGGUUGGUCUUUUUUUACUGCUACGCUCUCCUGUUGCUGCUACCGUGCGUGGCCCUCACAGAACUGGGGGCUACGGGGCUUCCAGGACAGAGGGGGCCACGGAAGGAGGCCUUGUACCCUUGGCUGAGCCUGGUCACCAUCAACAUCUUCACCCUGGGCCUGAGGGGAGCGGGCAUGCUGUGGUACAGGGAUUCCCGGGUCUCCACCGUGUUCCUGGGCAAGAACCUCCUAGCGCUGGCCGUGAAGCUGAGCUCAGCCUGGGAGAGACACAAGCAGGGGCGCGGUCCCGGCGGCGGUGGGGAAGAAGCCGGAGCCCGACCCGCCGAGUCGACGCUGCCGAGCCAGAGCUCGGAGCAGGGAGAGGGUCAGUCCCAAGGGAAAGCCGCCUCCUCCCACUAUCACACACUGUCUCGCCCUCCGAGCCACACUCUCUCCCAAGUCAGCCCAGGGCACACGGAGACGCCAUCUUUCAUCUCCCAUGAACUCUAGACUCCCGCGUCAGUACGAGCAUCUAUGCACACCCAACGCAGAAAAACCCACAAUGCUGUGAAACGUAUGCACUUUUUGGUUUGCGCCAGGAACAAAUUGGGUCACUGCGUUUGUCGGUGCGCGUUGACUCGGAUCGGAACACUUUGGAUUUUCCCAAGAACGUGCGUCUAAAUGUCUUACGGUGUUCCAAGCUCUGCAUAUGUGGUUCCGUCUGUCAGUUUGUAAACUUUUAAUUCCUUUUCAACACUUAUCUGAUAGCAAUCUGGGGGAAGUAAUUGUGUAGGGAUGGGGAAGACCGCUGCAAUUAAAUUAUUUGUCCAUUUAAAAAAAAAUUAAACACACACAUUCCAUCAUCCUUCUUGGCUGAGAAAACUGUGAAACUGUUUUUUGCUAAUCACUUUGUAUUAAAAUUGCAACAAAAAAAAAACACUCU
Messenger RNA from Nerophis lumbriciformis (worm pipefish), 1899 nucleotides. RefSeq names its product transmembrane protein 265 (gene tmem265). The record is from RefSeq and is a predicted model, not a curated record. Lineage: Eukaryota; Metazoa; Chordata; Actinopteri; Syngnathiformes; Syngnathidae.